GGAAGAACCAAAUGUCCAUGUUGUGAAAUUUCGUCAAGAACAGCAAAAACUUUAUCUGAACGUGAUAUUUGGCGCACUACAUUGGUUUAACAGGUGCCCGUGUCCAUCUAUGAUGGCGUUUGAUUCGCCUUGUAUGUCCUACAUGGCACUGUAUCUAAUAUCAUUGCAGAUCGUCAACAGCAACCCUCGCACCUCCACUCACUGGAGGAUUAACGCUGAUCUGGGAAUUGUUGUCCCUGGCGACGGGUUAGGUGAGGCAUCUGUUGACUGUCCUGAAAUGGAGACAGGUGUGCGUCCGGAAGAGGACAAUGUGUUGAGCAUUCUAACAAGGCCGCUUCAUAUAGAUUCGAACGGAUUUUGGGUUCUUGAUACUGAAAAACGCAGCAAUUGUGCAAACUGUCAUGUUGUUGGAAGCGAGGCAAAUGAGACGCCACCUGACGUCACGGUGACAACCACACUAACUUCUGGUAUGGUGAAAGCUGAGAAAAAUGGCAAUCCACGAAAAGUAGUGGACCGGUCUGUCGACUGUAAUCCAUAUGUAAACUACACGAAGUUCGACAACCUGAUGGGUGUGGCCAACCGCAAGCAGCAUCCGCCUGUACCGGAGCCGGAGGUGGCCCUCAUGUUCCGCAGAAAGGGAAACAAAAACGUCGAUCUAGAUCUCACGCAGCUUGAGAAGAAGCUUCGGCGUGCUAAAAAAGAUAAACCGAAGAACGCCGAGGUGUACAACCAGAUCGGCAACUACUGGCGCAUCAAGGGCGACACACACGAGUCGAUAGAGUGCUUCCGGCGGUCGCUCGCCGUCCAGCCCGACCACCCGGACGUGCUGCUGAACCUCGCGCGCGUGCUCUUCAAUCUGCAGUACCUGGACGACGCCAAGUACCUGAUCCUACGCUCGCUCGAGAAGCAGUCGCCUGAGCAGAACUGGCUGCAGCACUUCACGCUCGGCGAGAUCCUCAAGGCGUACGGUCACGACCAGGAGGCGCGCAUCCACUUUCGGCACGCGCUCGAGCUCAACCCGAGCUUCCUGCCCGCCGAGGAGCACCUGCGCAAGAUGGAGACCGUUCCCGAGUCGACGGUGACCAUCUACACGCUGCUCAUCAUCGCCUUCCUGGUGAUGGCCGUGCUGGUGGGGCUGCUGUCGUCGAUCGAGAGCGGCGUCGAGUACGGUGACAUCCUCAAGACGCAGCGGCACUUCAAUCGCGCGAUGGCGAUGCGCUCGAUUAAACUCAGCGGUGCGAGCCACAACCAGCGGCAAAGCAAAUUAAAGAAAUACAACUUCUGAUUUUAUCGUCGCGACAAAACUCGCGGGCACGUACACGGCGUAUAGAAUGCGCAUCGUCAGUGCGGAAGUAACCAUAUUAUUGUAAUUCUUCAAGUAUCGUCUUGAGCUUUCAGGAAGAAUGUAGGCAGAGACCCAAAGAAAUUAUAGGAUAAAAAUUUACUACAUGAAGCUGAAAAGGCUCGUGUGACAAGGAACGAUGUCCUUGUGUACCUGUAUUUUAUUUAUUUUUUCGUGGUUGGGAGUGUUUCCACCACAGUGCCAAUAUUGAAGGUUUAAGUGUUUGUAUUUUACAGUGUUUUAUUGUCAUUAAAUUAUGCAAAGUGAGCAAGAAACUU
Messenger RNA from Priapulus caudatus, 1620 nucleotides. Its product is annotated as tetratricopeptide repeat protein 17-like. Gene Ontology annotation, cellular component: cytoplasm; actin cytoskeleton. The transcript is spliced from 3 exons. Lineage: Eukaryota; Metazoa; Priapulida; Priapulimorpha; Priapulimorphida; Priapulidae. The coding region runs from base 110 to 1285 and encodes 391 amino acids. Gene Ontology annotation, biological process: actin filament polymerization. Gene Ontology annotation, molecular function: protein binding. The record is from RefSeq and is a predicted model, not a curated record.